AUGGCCAUUUUAUCAUCAUACAAGUUUUCAUUUGCCUUAGUAGCCAUAACCAUAGCCAUAUUCCUUGGCAAUGCAACAUGUUCAACAAGCAGAGGUGUGCCUGCAAUCUCAGCCUCUCCAGCAGUGUUGCCGUACGUGACAGCGCCCAACAUGUCCUCAUUCUUCCCUUCUCAUCAGCCCGCAGCGGCCCCCGCCCCCGCCCCCGAGCCUGAGUCUGAGGCCUUUGCACCUGUGCCUAGCUCGGGAGAGUUCGUGGGAAGGGUCUCUUUUGCUCAAUCAAAUAAUCCAAAAGGCUUCUCAUUGGCUUUGCAUUGCAUUAUGGGGUUCUUUGUGGUAUUUUUCUAUUGA
This is a messenger RNA of Cannabis sativa, 348 nucleotides long. RefSeq lists its product as uncharacterized. The record is from RefSeq and is a predicted model, not a curated record. Bases 1 to 348 code for a protein of 115 amino acids. The transcript has a single exon. NCBI's taxonomy places the organism in Eukaryota, Viridiplantae, Streptophyta, Magnoliopsida, Rosales, Cannabaceae.